Perkinsus marinus ATCC 50983 is the source of this 2874-nucleotide messenger RNA. RefSeq lists its product as hypothetical. The record is from RefSeq and is a predicted model, not a curated record. The transcript has 6 exons. The coding region runs from base 1 to 2874 and encodes 957 amino acids. Lineage: Eukaryota; Perkinsozoa; Perkinsida; Perkinsidae.
AUGUCACCCUCAAACGUCGACCCUAUUCAACAGCUGCAGCAGCAAGUCGAGAAGCUAAUGAAAGAAGUCGCACAAAAGCAGAACGCCGUAGUUGGAGAAGAUGAAUCGGGAAAACCAAUGGAUGUGAGAAUGUGUAUCACAUUAUUGGAAAGCAAGAUUAAAAGAGUGGAAUCUAGAGUUAUGGACCUCCAUAACGAGGUUAAAGCACAUGCUGUCCAAUUCAUACAAUUGGAGCAGAGGAUAAGUGAGCAGCUAAAUGGUUUCGGGGGUAUGAUGAAAGAUAUGCACUCUAUCAUCACCCGCAAUAAAACAGAGCCCCCCCAGAGAGAAAACCCUCAUCCAGCUAUGCUACAGUCAACGACCACUGGGGUAGGUAACAGUGCUACUCAAAGGCUUACCCCCCGUGCGCCUAUACAAAUGGAUGAUGUAUUUGACUACAAACAAAACACAAAGAUACUAAUCUUUGGUAUAAGUGAACCACUCGAGUCCGACAUGCUACAACAAGGAGACACUAACACAAACCAGAACGGCUAUAAGACGACGACAACUAGACCAACGGUACGAGACCAACUAUUGAAGGGCCUCCGUGAAGCUGGGGUAGAUUGUGGGACUUUGACGAUCGGAACUGUGAAGAGAAUCGGAUUAUUCGAUGCCAAUGCAAGAAAGCCGCGACCGAUCUUCAUCAACUUUGGCGACGUAUCUUCAGCCAACGAAUUUAUGAAAGAGAAAACGUCGUUGCUGAGAAGUGCGGGUUUAGCUGCGAAGUGGUGGCGUCCAGCGCACAUGAGGAAGCGCCGUCACACAGGGACAAAGGCAUGGAAAGUGCAACCAGGGGAUUGUACAUCCCAAUGGGGAUCUGACAUAGCCGACCUCAAGAUGCAAGUCGAUAAUCUCACAAGGCUAUUGGCGGUCAACAAAGAGAGAGCUAUGACGAACUUGGCUAAUGUACAAUAUAGGCCGCGUGCCGAUUAUCAGAGCUCCGCACAGCAGCUGCAGCAUCGGUUCGAGGUGAAGACAAAAGGAGUACAUGCGUCGCCGGAAGACAACGCCUCAGCGCAGGCCAAAAAGAUAGUAGGUCUGGGAUCUGGGGAUGCAGGGUGUAGUGAUAAGGUCGGCGCCGCUAUUGGGCAUGAGUCCCGCACGAUAAACUCUAGGGCACGAACAGUCGGGUACCCAAAUUUGCUCCAAAAACGUCGUAAAUGUAUUGUGGCUGCAUUGAACAUCCGCACAGCCCGAAAAGAAGGGCAAAUGCACGGUAUAGCGGAGUUAAUGGAACGCAAGAAGUUAGACGUGUUGAUCAUUAGCGAGUCACAAUGCGCCCUACCAGAUAAUGUUGGCAACUCUACGGUCGUGAAUGCAUCAUCGAGCGGUACUAAAUUGGUUUUAUCGCCGAUUGCAACCAGUUGCUUGAUAUCAUGGACUAAGCACCAUGAUAGAAUAGUGUCCUGUCGAUUUUACAACAGACACUUCAAAAUAACAAUCACAGGAGUUUAUUGGCCAGCUAAUAACCGGAACAACCCGCCAGAACACUACUCUACGUUUUCUGAUCGCCUAGGAAAGGUGAUAUCUGGAGUAUCACAGAGGGAUAUGCUGAUCAUAGGUGGGGACUUCAAUUGCACUGGAUACAGUUAUGAACUACUACAGAAAAUAGUCGAGAUGAAUGAUAUAUGCAUCGGGCAGUGGGAUAAGUUUAAGCAUCUGGCAAACAGACCAACAUGGAAACAUCCAAACAAACAACUUGGCGGCAACGUAUUAGACCUCAUCUUGAUAAGACGACGUUACAUAAACAUGCUGGAGGCAAUGGGAGUAACAGAUCCGGAUCCAAUCGAGACUGAUCACAAGCUAGUAUGGGGCCGCAUGGGAUUGCACUUAAACAACGCUACAAGUCGACGCAAAGAAAUCCUCGACAGGGAAAGAGUACAGAAGCUGAUCACGGACCCAAGAUGCCAAAAAGUAUUCGACGUAAAGCUGAGCGACUCUUAUGCGAAUAGUAGGACGCAGAACGACCCAAAUGAGGCUUGGAAUGAGCUACAAGAGCAGAUAAAAGGAGCCCUAGAAGCCGCAAGACAAAUAGACGAAGAAGGCGGAGGUGCACCCCAGCGAAAGACGAGAAAGCAGAAAAGAGCCAGUAAAACACGACAAAUAGAGAGGAUGACAGAACUCCGUCCGAACGACGAGAAGGCAAUAUGGAAUGUGCUCCAAGAAACGCUGAAAGUGGACAGUUCGGUCGACGCAUCACAGACGGCCUUUAGGGCCGGAAGGUCUGGCCUGGAGAUAGUACAUGCAAUACAACUCUUAAUAGAUAAGUGCAAGCUAUAUGAUCUACCGCUCACACUAACGAGCAUAGACUUCCGCAAGGCAUUUGAUCGAAUAUCUAGGUCGCAUGUAUAUGAAUCAUUAAGGAUGGCUGGUGUACAUCCGAAAUACGUACGGAUCAUCCGUAACUGUUAUGAGUCAGCUAAAGCAAGCAUCCGGAUAAGCUCAAAGGAACGAAUUAUUCCCCUCGACCGUGGCUUAAGACAAGGCGACUGUUGGAGCCCGAUACUCUUCAUAUGCAGCCUAGAUCGAGUGCUCAGCGAAAGACUGAGGAACUCUCCGCAUGGCUUCCGCUUAUUGGACACUAACAAGCAACCCAGACGCUUAACUCGCUCACAUAUUGGCAGACAAAAGAUGGACGAUGUGACCCUUCCAUCAAGCACAGCAAUGGGGAAUACGAAACACAUUAGUUACGUGCGAGAAGACGGAGAAGCCGCGAAUCUUGUCAUAGCCCCCGAGAAGUAUUCACACAACAACAAAAAACAGAUUACGGAGCGCAUAAAAGCAGCAGGACAAAGAAUGGCAAGAUUACGGGCAGUUGCUGCUAUUCACCAGUGA